Molecule: messenger RNA, 690 nt
Organism: Rotaria sordida
Lineage: Eukaryota; Metazoa; Rotifera; Eurotatoria; Philodinida; Philodinidae
Source: the annotation of a GenBank genome assembly
AUGGCAUCAGCUAGACAAGAUAAACCUUGUGCUGAAUGUCAAAUUGGAGUAGCUACGUGUAAUGGAUGUGAUAAACGAUUUUGUCUGCCUCAUUUUAUGGAACAUCGACAACAGCUCGAUAAACAAAUGGAUGAGGUUGUGCAAGAACAUAACCAACUGCGAGACGCUCUCAGUCAGCACAGCAAUACUUCACAACUUUUCUCUCGAAUUAAUGCAUGGGAACAAGCAUCGAUUAGAAAAAUUACAGCUGCGACCGAGCAAGCUCGAGCAGAUCUUCAAGAAUUUUGUGAUCGUACAAAACAUCGGAUGGGAGAUUCCCUUGGUAAAAUAGCUGAUCAGUUGAAAUCAAAGCAAAAAUCUAACCUUUAUACAGAAAAAGAAAUUGGCGGAUGGAUAAAACAGUUGGAUGAAUUACGAAAGAUGCUUGAGGAACCAAUGAAUAUCGAUAUUAUAGAUGAUAAAGACAUACGUUCAUCUAUUCGAAUGAUCAAAGUGAUAGAGAAGUCCAAUAGUGAAGAGCUUCUUAUGCCUAAUGAAAUGACAGUCCCGCCCAAAGCACCCACAGUCAGAAUGUCGACAGAGGAUACUUCGAAGACUACUUCAAAGUCAUCGAACGAAAAGCAUUUCGUCUGUCCAUUUCAGGGUGCUUGUCAUUCAACAUCUUUCUCAGAUAUGCUUGCCAGCCAGUAG